Bactrocera tryoni is the source of this 3137-nucleotide messenger RNA. RefSeq names its product valine--tRNA ligase (gene ValRS-m). The coding region runs from base 36 to 2984 and encodes 982 amino acids. Gene Ontology annotation, molecular function: ATP binding; valine-tRNA ligase activity; aminoacyl-tRNA deacylase activity. NCBI's taxonomy places the organism in Eukaryota, Metazoa, Arthropoda, Insecta, Diptera, Tephritidae. The record is from RefSeq and is a predicted model, not a curated record. The transcript has 7 exons. Gene Ontology annotation, biological process: valyl-tRNA aminoacylation. Gene Ontology annotation, cellular component: cytosol.
UAUAUUUUUUCACAUUAUACAUUUUUAAAUGUAAAAUGCAAUCAAAACUAAAAAUUUCACGUGUUACAAAUAAAGGAUUGCAUUUUUUAAGCAGCAGAUAUGAAAAUAAGUUUUCAUUUUAUCAGAAACACACAUUUGCGGCGCUUCCGCCGUUAGCUACAGGAUAUAAUCCAGCAUCUGUGGAGCAAGACAAAUAUGUAUUUCAAAAAACACAAAAACAUUGUGGUAGUAAACACGGUCCAUAUCGGAUGCUCCUUCCUCCACCGAAUGUAACAGGAAAUCUGCACUUAGGACAUGCAUUGAAUGCGACUUUACAAGACGUUAUAUGCCGUCAGCAACGACAAUUGGGAUAUGAAGUAGAAUGGAUCCCGGGCACAGAUCAUGCGGGCAUUGCUACACAAGUGAUUGUGGAAAAAAAUUUGUUUAAGGAACGUGGUAUUACACGACACCAACUCGGGCGCACACCAUUUUUAUUGGAAGUAUGGAAAUGGAAACGAAAAAAAGGUGAUAGGAUCAUAGAAGAUCUUCGUAAACUAGGAUGCACGCUAGAAUGGGAUAGCGAAUACUUUACAAUGGAUGAGAAACAAUCACGAGCUGUCAAUACAGCAUUCAUUCGUCUGUUCGAUGAAGGUCUCAUCCAACGACACAAAUCGCUAGUCAAUUGGUCUUGUGCGCUAGAGUCUGCUAUCUCCGACAUCGAAGUGGAUUUAUUAGAGCUAAGUGGACCCACUGCGCUAACUGUGCCAGGUCAUAAAGCCAGUGUUGAAUUUGGAAGAUUGUACGAUAUUAAAUAUCGUGUAUGCAAUUCAAAUGAUGAAAUUACAGUUUCGACAACGAGGCCAGAAACUGUGCUGGGCGAUGUUGCAGUAGCUGUACACCCACAAGAUCCAAGAUAUGAAAAAUAUCGCAAUCAAGAGCAAGUUUCUCUCAACCAUCCUUUUCGCAACGAACAGAUUCCUCUUGUUUUCGAUGUCAAAGUAGACCAGAACUUUGGCACUGGUGCAGUCAAAAUCACUCCCGCCCACGAUCGUAUUGAUUAUGAAAUAGCUAAACAACAUCUUCUGGAACCCAUACAAGUAUUCACAGAACAAGGGACUAUUACAGAUAAAUUUGAAGUAUUUAAAGGUUUGCCUAGAUUCGUAGCACGCGAGCGCGUUUUGGAUGAACUCUCAAACCUUCAGCUGCUAGGAGCUGCCAAACCACAUGCCAUGGUAUUACCCAUCUGCUCGCGUUCAAAAGAUGUAGUCGAGUACAUGUUGCGACCUCAGUGGUUUUUGCAUUGUAAACCCUUGGCGGAGGCUGCCAUCUCCGAAGUACGAAGUGGUCGAAUGAAAAUUCAACCUGAAAACUUCGAGAUUGAUUGGUAUCGAUGGCUUGAAGCAUGUCGUGAUUGGUGUAUUUCUCGUCAAUUGUGGUGGGGACAUCAAAUUCCCGCUUACUUGGCUACAGACAUUGAGGGCAACACUUGCUGGGUAGCUGCACUGAACACAGAAGAAGCUACGAAACUUGCUAAAACGAAAUUAAAUGCAGAGCUUCGGAGUGUGGAACGAGAUCCGGAUGUGUUGGAUACAUGGUUUUCCUCAUCACUGCUGCCUUUCUCCGUAUCCAACUGGCCCUCGUCGGAGUAUAAAAGUCGUUACCCAUUGGACUUAAUGGCCACAGGACAUGAUAUUCUAUUUUUCUGGGUGGCUCGUAUGGUAAUGAUGGGAGUAAAGCUAACAGGUGAAGCGCCAUUUAAGAGAGUGCUCUUAAAUGGCAUUGUGUGCGAUGCGCAUGGUCGAAAAAUGUCGAAAAGUCUGGGUAAUGUAGUAACUCCAAACCAAGUUGUACAAGGCGCCAGUUUAGAGGAGCUGCAAAAAGAGAUACAGACUUCUUAUGAUGCGGGCAUACUAAGUGAAGUUGAAUUGAAAAAAUCGCUUAGAGGGUUGCAAAAAAUGUUUCCACAAGGCAUACAACAAUGCGGCACCGACGCACUUCGUUUCACUCUAUGCAGUCACAAUAUCAAAAAUCAUUUUGUCAACUUCGACGUGGCCGAGUGUUAUACGAACAAACUAUUUCUUAAUAAAAUCUGGCAGGCAACUAGAUACACCAUUGGUGCGGCUGAAAAGCUGAAUUUAUCUCUUACCGGUAUCGAGACUAUGGGAAAUUGCCCAUUAAGCAAAUGGGAUCGCUGGAUACUCAGUCGUUUGGCAGACACUUUAACAACAGUUAGUCAAAGUAUUGAGAAACACGACUUCCACUUGGCCACAGCUGCGCUUAAACAAUUCUUUUAUAAUAACCUGUGCGACGUAUAUCUGGAAACCACAAAACCAGCAAUUAAUGAAGGUACGGCAAAUGGUUACAUUAGUUGUGCUACAUUGGCGACUUGUCUAAGCUGGGGCCUUCAAGCAAUAUCAGUGUUUACUCCAUUCAUCGUCGAGGAGUUGCUGAAAUAUUUGCCACGCGGCAUACAUCUGCACUUAAGUAGGUAUUUCAAUGCUGAUGUGGAGGCAGAAAUUGAGGUGAUAUUGACAAUAUGUCAAGCCGUGCGGCAGCUGAAGAGCCAAAAUAAAAUAUCGAAAAAGCAUGAACCAUGCCUGUUUAUAUUCGUCCCUGAUCCAAAGGCUCUUGCUGAGCUUGAAUUGCAUUUGAAACCAAUAAGCGCACUGACAUCAACCACAGAGGUGUUUGUGGAACAUCUAACACCGAAUGAACUGAAGCUGCGCAGGCAGUCGUUUCAGUUCUUCUCAACUGCGGGACAUCACUGCUCUUUCGGUUUGCAAGUAAAUAGAAUUUAUGAGCAAACGAGAAAAGUAGUUAAACCCAGUCAUGAACUGAACCAAAAGAAACUGGAUCGCCUGCAAGCAGAAGUGGAACGCUACCGCAUGAGAAUCAAUGACGAAGGCUUCCUGCGCUCGGCUAGUGAACAAGUGCAAAAGCGACACAACCAAAAGAUUCAACAAUUAGAAUUAGAAAUAAAAAAUAUUCGAAAUUUGACCAGUUAAAAUAUGUUAAAAAAGUUAGCAAAAUGUAUAAGGCUUUGUUAAGUUAAACUUUUUGUUGUUGCCUUACUAUGUACGGAGCUUUAAAAAUCGGAAUUGUACAUAACUAUCUAUUAAAUAAAUGUAAAAAAAGAAAACGAUUGAUAAAACACUGAA